AUGCGUAUGGAUACAAACGACACGACGAUUGGAAAAACUGUUUUCCAACGUCUUUAUGCGAAUAGCAAUAAUAAUACGGGAUCUCAAGAUUGCUAUUGUGACACAUGGAUUACGUUAUGGAAUAAAUUAGACAUUCCCAUAGAGAUUGUAUGUAAACGUGAGGGUCAUUUCAAACGGACCAGCUUUAAGACCAAGAAGAUAAAUGAAGACGAAAGAUAUGACAUCAAAGCUAAAUACCCGAAUGGAUAUUCCAAGCGUUAUUACCGGCAUUGGUGUGACUUAACCGCCGGCACGACUAAUAUUCAAUUUGAUAUCUUUGGCGGAAGAGAUAAACGAAUUAAUAAACUUUCGGAUUCUUAUUCUGAUUGGAUUAUAACCAGAGGUGGUAUUUAUAGAGUGAAAAAGGGAUCACUUAUACUAUACUAUGGAAAGAAUUGGUUGGGAGAGGAUUAUGAGGAUCUGGAGGAUGCAGUGAUAGGCACUCCUGAAAAAACACUUAAUCCGUCAGACACUCAGCGAAUAGCCCCUCUCGAAGUACACUUGGCCUCAUCCACACUAACACUCUCUCAACAGAGACUUGCCAUCGAUAAGGCCACAUAUGCUUCCCAUAAAUUCACUAAAACUAAAGCUAUGGGCAAAUAUGUUGGCGACGCCAUGAAGAAAAAGUUUGGUCACUUCUGGGCCGUCUUCAUAGACCAGCCCGAGAACACCAAAGUUGUCAAAAGGACUUGUGAUACCGAUAGAGUGAUGAUCUUUCAAGUGAAUGACAUCGACUUCAUUGUCUGUCAAGUUAUGCGCUAAAUAUAUGAUUCACACAUUUAUUACUUCUUUCAAUAUUUAGUUUCGUUUUGAAUUUAAGCCAAUUUUCUGUAACAAACUCUUUACAUGUGAUAUUAUAACGAAUUUAGAAGUUAUUUAAAAAUGUUAGUUUUAUUUAUAGUUUUAUUACAAAUGAUAACCAUUGUUGAGGCCAUUAUAAACGCAGAGCCCAACCCUUAAACACUUUUGCGUUAAUAAUUAAAUAUUUAUAACUCAUGAAAACAAAUUUCUAUUGUUAAGCUUCAUUAAUAAUUAAAGUGAUAAAAUAUCACUUUUAAAAUAAUAUUUGCCAAACUAUAGAAAUAUAUUAAUUAAUUCCAGACCAGAGCUGACCGUUGGAGCAAAUAUUGUUUGUAAAAUACUGUUUUCCCAUUCAAUACUGGUCCCGACCGGCAAUACUGUUCCACACAUUGUGUUAUUAAACUACAAUGUGUGUAUUAUUUUAUUAAAU
Medioppia subpectinata is the source of this 1270-nucleotide messenger RNA. Lineage: Eukaryota; Metazoa; Arthropoda; Arachnida; Sarcoptiformes; Oppiidae. The record is from the annotation of a GenBank genome assembly.